UAGCGGCGAGCAUGGAAAAAUGGCGUCGGUCUCAUCGGCCGACGACUUAGCGACAGUGAAAAAGUCGGGACGCACGGUUUCACACUUUUUUUGUUUGUGUUUAUCCACGCAAACAUACGCGAGCGCAAACAGAAAGAGACAAGAUUAUGAAGGGCAGCGUUAACAGUAUAUUUGUACGACAAGGAGCACACGAGAGCACUCGUCAGCUGUGCAGCGCUCGACCUAACCUCUUUUCGACAGUAUACACAAAAGUCAGCAUCUGCAUCAUAAUCGCCAGCGUCAGCAGCAGUGGUAGUAUAGUAUAGUAGUAGCAGCAGACAAUAAGAACAAGGGAGAGAGAGAAAAAUAGUAAAUCGAGGGGCCAUCAUCAUGAGAUAGUAGGGAGCAAAGGUCAGGGUUUAGGGCCCCCUCCGAUGGAGCCCGUGCUCUCGUCGACGAGCAGACGCCGGGGUCACCAGCACCACCCUCGUAACGCAACGAGGCGCCGUCUGGACCUCCACCAGAAUCAGCAGACGACGUUGAUCGUUGUUGACAACAACAAUCAGACGACAGCUGCGAAAACAACAACAACAACAUCCUCGAGCUUCUCCUCGACCCCCGACAAAGGACCCGCGCAGUGUGGUCCUGUCGGUGCGGCCGAAGAUGCCAUCGCACAGGCUGUCACUGUCAACAGCCCGAGGCGCCUGCCAUCCAGACGGGUGCUCGGCGCCUCCAGGCCCAACUCUCUGCUGGAAACAAACAGUGGGGAUGCCAAAAUCAUCCGCAACGAAAGACCCGCGCAGUGUGGUCGGGAUGACGAGGUCAGAGGGUCGAGAACAACAAAGCCGGCUCUUGGGGCCGGUAGCUUCUCCGACGACGACAAUGACGAGGAGAGCUGCAAGAGCCCCGAGCUCGAGCACGCGGUCGCGAGAGCCCGGGGCGAUGGCAAUUCGGACGAGGAGAGCGUUGUUGUGGAGGAGGAUCCGGAGAUCGUCGAGUUGGCCAAGUUAAGGUGUCCCAGCGAAAGGACCGAGGUUCAGGCUGAGCGGGAGGCCAGGCGGCGCAAACGAUGCGCUGAUUAUCCUGGCCUGGCCUUUGGCUGCUCGAUAUUCUCCAGCGAUACCAUGAUGAAGUUCAGUCUCAUUAGGAACGAGCUGCAAAAUAUAAUGGGCAAUCAGCUCAAAAGGGCCGAGUCCGAGGUCGCCGCCCUCAACCGGCGUAUCCAGCUGCUGGAGGAGGAUCUCGAGAGGUCCGAGGAGCGCCUGGCGACGGCCACCGCCAAGCUCGCCGAGGCCUCGCAGGCCGCCGACGAGAGCGAACGCGCACGGAAGAUCCUCGAGAACCGCAGCUUGGCUGACGAGGAGCGCAUGGACGCCCUGGAGAAUCAGUUGAAGGAGGCUCGUUUCCUCGCCGAGGAGGCGGACAAGAAAUACGAUGAGGUUGCCCGUAAAUUGGCCAUGGUCGAAGCCGAUUUGGAGCGUGCAGAAGAACGUGCCGAGGCUGGCGAGUCGAAAAUCGUCGAACUGGAGGAGGAGCUGCGCGUCGUUGGCAACAACCUCAAGUCCCUCGAGGUGUCCGAGGAGAAGGCUACACAGAGGGAGGAAAACUUCGAGGGCCAAGUUAAGAUUUUGGACAAUCAGUUGAAAGAGGCCGAGGCUCGAGCUGAGUUUGCUGAAAGAUCCGUGCAGAAGCUCCAGAAGGAGGUCGACAGGCUCGAAGACGAGCUGCUGAACGAGCGUAGUAAGUACAAAGCGAUCGCCGAGGAAAUGGACCAGACCUUUGCCGAUCUCGCCAGCUACUAAUGCAAACAAAUAACAAAAUGAUGAUUGGCUAUGAGAAUCAAGAGGGAAAUUAUUCCGACGAUAAGAGAUACGCACUGCCUACUACUGAGAAAAAUAAAAAAAAAAAUAAAAAUUCGGGGGGUUUGAACUGCUGUGUACGUGUGUGCCAUCUGUUCGUUGAAUUAUGACGAGUUUUUUAAACAAAAGUUUGGCAGUGUGAGCUUUUCAAUAAUAGCUUUUGUUAUUGUUUCGCGGUAAAAACACACACACACACAAUUGUCAAUUUUAUAUUACAUACAUGAAUAACUCUUGUAACGCGUAUCUUCCAUUUGAGUUUUUUUUUUUUCUAUGUAUACCUGCCAAAGCAAACCUAACCGAUCCUUUUUGAUAUAGAUUAUUUAUACCGGAUGCGUUUCUAUUGCGAGCGAGAACUAAUUGUUUGUAACGACGCAGAGUAGCUUUGUAUAAUAAACAGGAAAUACAAAAUCAUUCGAAAGCUUUCUCGUAGUUGGUUACGACGAGGGUUGACAGAAAACGGAAACAGUUUAGUCAAUGCGUGGGAUUUUAUGAAAAUACUUUUAUUAUCUUGGCAGAUUUCGUGUGUUGCUGGAUGAAAAAAGUCAUUUGCGCUUGUACUAAUUUUUUCAAAUUUGUAAGUUAUCUUUUGAUAAUGUACAUUUCACUCGUCGUCAAAGAAUUGAAUCGCGAAAAAUUGGAAUGAGAAUUGUUGAAAAUUAUAUUCAACUUUUGACUUUUGGCAAUAAUUCGCGCAAAACAGUAUAAUAGUUCUCUCAAGUGCUUUGAAUUGAUUUGAGGUGCGUUUGAUGCAGAAAUGAACUUGGCGAACAGAAUGGGUUACAACUAAUAAUGCAUUGUCAAUGGCAUUAUUGGUUAUAUAAGUUUUACAACGAGACUGUAGGAUUAAGAUAUUUGUGCUAGUUGGUGGUGGUGGUGGCGAUGAAGGUUGAUUGAUGGAGAUGCGCUUCUUGAAAGUAUUUUUUAAUAUGUUGUUCGAAAUGGAAUUUCGAAAAAAAUCUGUCGUCUAGUAUGAUUAUUAAAUUGUGUUUUUUUACGAAUUUGUAAAUUUUGAUUAUCGGAUCAAAAUCGAAGGGGCAGCUGGAAAUUAAUAUAUUUUGAUAAAUUACUAUUCGAUUGAGUAUAUAUGAUAAAGCAAGCAUUUAUUUAGAAAAACAUUAUAUUCCAAUGAAAUUUACUAACUUUGAAAAGAUUGUCUUUCAUAUCAAUUAGUCGAACUUUUUCCACAGAAGCGCAUUGUCGUUGAAUAUUUUUCAUCUGGUUUAGGUCUAAAGAAACACAUCGUCCAUUAAAAAAAAAAAAAUUAAAAAUAAAAGAUACCAUUGGUUGACUUUAUCUUACAUAAUUAUAUUAUUAUAUUAUUAUAAAAAAAGGCUUCGCUUUGAUGAAUCGUGUGCAAGCUCGUGGCUUAAUUUUCGCUUGCGUUUAUUUAUUCGAUUAAUUAUACAUAUAUUAAGCUUUAUUUUUGUGCUGAUAACUUGAUUUUUUUUGUUGCUUCAAUAAACGCGGGAAAAAAUCGAAAAAGAGCAAAGGAAAGGAAAAAAAAAAAUACAACGCGAAGACGGAUUUGUCACAUUGAGAUGCGGCAGUGCCAAAAAUAAAGACGCAAAAGUUUUCAAAGUUGGGUCGUCGAGCCUUGAGCUCUUGAGUCCCGGCAUCUCUCGAGCGAUUGCACAAUUUAUACAUGUACACGAGAAUUUGGGGCGCUAAAAUUCAUCUCCAUAACAUACGUAUGUACUGUUAAACUGAUUUUAAAGAUAAAACUAAAUUAUGUACAUGUUAAGAAUUUUUUCAAGCACCUAAAUUAUCAUUAUAAAUCGAGAUUGGAAAAUUAAAAUUGUAUAUCCAUUUUUAUCAUUCACAUAAUUUUUAUGGCCGAACGCAUUUGAUUUGUACAUUCCGUUGUAAGAAUAGUGCGGUUAAAAUAAAUCCUGCGAAUUUAAAGGUGAAAGGUGACGUUUCUCAUAAUCAACAUGUUGAGAAUAAAAUAAGACAUACUUGUAAUGGUAGCAAUGACGAUUUUUCACCUUUAAAUUCAGCAAUUGUAGUGCAGAGAAAGAAUCUUUUCCUCAAAUCUAUGAGCUGCGUGCGUUGUAAAUAUAUUAUAUACACAGCAUAAUUAUACAUAUUUCGAUGAAUUGUCAAUGGAUUUUAUUAUCAUCGAGGGGAAUUUUAUUGCGCGGUGAAGGUUAUAAUCAUUAUAAUUUAUGAAGAAAAUUAAACCUCAUAACAUUCCACAGUGCACAAAAAUAAACCUAUGCAUGGGUUAUUUUUGUUCUGCCUGAUGUAGCUUGGAUGAGUGAAAAUGCGACAAAUAAAAGCGUUUUAAAAAUGAAAA
This is a messenger RNA of Copidosoma floridanum, 4134 nucleotides long. RefSeq names its product tropomyosin 1 (gene Tm1). Lineage: Eukaryota; Metazoa; Arthropoda; Insecta; Hymenoptera; Encyrtidae. The record is from RefSeq and is a predicted model, not a curated record.